GGGGGGGGGGGGGGGCUGCUGUAGGAGCAGGUGGUCGUCUAUAUUUGGGCACAGCUCCGGUCACGUGAGCGGAAAAUGGCGGAAGCGGCUGGCCUCCCGCGAGCUCUGCGUCUCCCGAGGAAGACGACGACGAGGAGGGGGGAGGAGGCUGGCAACAGGAAGUAGGCGGCAGGAGCUUCUGCUUCUUCUUCUUCUUCUUCUUCCCGGUAGCGGCACGGCAAGGAGCAUUUAAUGGCCAUAGCGGGAAUGUCCUCCUGGGAAUGGACCUGACGUCACAGAGCAAAAUGAACUCUGAGGGAAGCGACGGGCGACCCGCGCCCCCCACCUCGCUGCCCCUCCACGGAAGCGGCACCCACCGGAAGAAACUGUCGGCGCCCCGCAUCAGCCUCUCCCUGGAGCAGAGCGAGGACGACUUGGGCGAGACGCCCGACGACCUCGACAUCAACGUCGACGACCUGGACACUCCCGAGGAAGGGGAUUACCUGGACUACACGGACCACGAGCUGGACUGGGACGACGCCAAAGCCGAGAACCGACGCGGGGCAAGCGAGUCGCACGAAGGAGCCCCGACGUACGCCGCCGAGGACGAGCGUCAGGACGUCAAGCUGUGGCGGACGGUGGUCAUCGGCGAGCAGGAGCAUCGGAUCAACAUGCGUAUCAUCGAGCCCUACAUGCGAGUCAUCUCGCACGGAGGGUACUACGGCAACGGCGUCAACGCCAUCAUCGUGUUUGCGGCCUGCUUCCUGCCCGACAGCGACAGUGACGACUACCACGACAUCAUGGAGAACCUCUUCCUCUACGUGAUCAGCACUCUGGAGCUGAUGGUGGCCGAGGACUACAUGAUCGUGUACCUGAACGGGGCCACGCCCCACAGAAGAAUGCCGGGCCUGGGCUGGCUCAAGAAGUGCUACCAGAUGAUCGACAGGAGACUCAGGAAGAACUUGAAGUCGUUCAUCAUCCUCCAUCCGUCGUGGUUCAUCAGGACCAUCCUGGCCGUCACCAAGCCGUUCAUCAGCACCAAGUUCAGCAGCAAGAUCCAGUACGUGAGCAGCCUGGACGAGCUGCGCGAGCUCAUUCCCAUGGAGAGCGUUCACAUCCCAGAAUGCAUCGUUCGACUGGACCAAGAACUCAAGGAGGCAGGAGAGAAUUCAGUAGUGAAUAGUUUUCUGCUGGGGGGCGAGCCAACACGCAGAGCAAACGAGGCGGGUGCGAGCGCCCCUUAAACUUGGAAGUCAACCUCAGUGUGCGUGUGCAUGUGCGGAUGGGUAUGUAUGUGCGCGUGUGUUUUUUAAUGCGAUGACACAACUUGGGCCGGCGCACGCACACGGCAGGCGCUCAUGCAGUAGCGCACCGGUGUGUAUGUCUGCGUUUUGUGCGAGUGUGUGCACGCGGUGAUGUCGUACAGUUGUGCCCGCGACAGGAUGUGAAGCAAUAAGAGUCGCGCACGCCAGUGUUUCAGAGUAAGACGCCGGUUUUCAAAGUAAAAGCGUCCCCGACGUGCUCCGCUAUUAGAAAACGUGACAAGUCGUAAUGUGGAACAACACAAACAGAUUAUUAAGUACACAACAUGGCCACUUCUUUAGGUACACAUGCACCCAAACACACUCCCCCCCCAAAAAAAAUCGGGGUUGCAGUUAUAGCUGUUUGUGUAUUAUUAUUAUCACAUAUGUAUUCAUAUGCUAUAAAAAAAAAAUAUAUAUAUAUAUAUAUAUACACAUUCUAAAAAACGUUUGGAAAUUGUGCUAAGAUAAAAAAUAGAUGUUCUGUUUCAUUCUAAAAAAACAUUUAUUAAUGAGAUGUAGUAUUUAAUAGAAAAACAUAUUGUUCACAAUGUUGUAAGGUUUAAUUCUAAAAAUGCUAUGAAUUGUUAGACAUUUUCUAAUAUUUUUUGUUAUAUAGGUCAAGGAUACUGUACACUGCAAAAUAUAAAAUAAUCCAAAUAUUUGAGGAUAUUUCAGAUGUUUUAGUUUAAUUGCAGAGUGUUAGGAUUUUUCAAAUAAAUAUAAUUAUAUAAUGUAUGACAUUCUGAAGAUAUGAUCAAAAAUGAGAAACUAAGAAAAUAUCUGAAAUAUUAACAUAUUUAUAAUUCCAAAAGUAUUGUGAAAUAGUUUCUAGUUUCAUUCUAAAACUAUAUAUAAUGUAUAUUUUUAUUUUAUAGUUGAAACAUUAAUUACUAUUAUUAUUUAUUUAGUGACAACAUUAUACAUAUAUGUAAAAAAACGUAAAACAUUCGUAACAUAUUUUAGUCAUAUAAUAAAAAUAGUAACUUUCUAAUAUUUCCUUUUAAAAACAUUUGGGUUGUCAGAAAAUUGCAGUAUUUCAUUUCGAAAGUAUGCAGUACAUUUCAAACUUGAAUAUCUUGGAAAAAAAAUAUUAUGGGCCUACUAAUACACCAUAUUGAUCAAAUAAAAUAUAUACAAAAAAUAAAAGUAGGACGUUUUCAAUGCUUCAUUCUAAAAAAAAAAUCAUAACUGUUACUAAUACUAUGGUCGAUUUAUUUAAUUACACGAGAAUAUCCCUAAUGUUUUGAAAAAAAAUGUCAGGGGUCACGUUAAUAAAUAUAAUCACUCAGGUGUACCUAAUGAAGUGUCUCCACUGUUCUAGCUGGGUUAGCGUCACGUAGGACGCUCGCUCGUCAUCAGUCAAAAUAGCAGCUAGCAUGUUCUUCUGAUGUGUUUAAGAAUUUCAAAUAAUUGUAUUUAUGAUGAAUUGAGCAGUCAAAAGAUGUAUUUGAAGCACAAAGUCCUCCUGAAGUGUGUGUGUGUGUGCCUUUUGUGCGUAGCAGUGCAUGUAGCCUCACGGUCGCACAAACACUUGUUCACUGAAUAAACCGUAGACUCGUGUCUGAG
This is a messenger RNA of Syngnathoides biaculeatus (alligator pipefish), 2849 nucleotides long. It is a transcript of the gene prune2, whose product is annotated as prune homolog 2 with BCH domain. Gene Ontology annotation, biological process: apoptotic process. Gene Ontology annotation, cellular component: cytoplasm. The transcript has 12 exons. The record is from RefSeq and is a predicted model, not a curated record. NCBI's taxonomy places the organism in Eukaryota, Metazoa, Chordata, Actinopteri, Syngnathiformes, Syngnathidae. The coding region runs from base 261 to 1223 and encodes 320 amino acids.